Molecule: messenger RNA, 946 nt
Organism: Neogale vison (American mink)
Lineage: Eukaryota; Metazoa; Chordata; Mammalia; Carnivora; Mustelidae
Gene: TK1
Product: thymidine kinase 1
Exons: 6
Coding region: 77-892 (271 amino acids)
Biological process (GO): thymidine metabolic process
Molecular function (GO): ATP binding; thymidine kinase activity
Source: RefSeq, a predicted model, not a curated record
AGCGCGCGGGAACCCGCGCCUGGCUGCUGGGCGGUGGCACCGGAGGGACCCCGAGCUGCAGGGUUUCUGGGGCGCCAUGAGCUGCAUCAACCUGCCCACCGUGCUUCCCGGCUCCCCCAGCAAGACCCGGGGGCAGAUUCAGGUGAUUCUAGGACCCAUGUUCUCAGGAAAAAGUACGGAGCUGAUGCGAAGGGUCCGCCGCUUCCAGGUUGCCCAGUACAAGUGCUUGGUGAUCAAGUACGCCAAGGACACGCGGUACAGCAGCAGCUUCUCCACGCACGACCGGAACACCAUGGAGGCACUGCCAGCCAACCUGCUCCGGGAUGUGGCUCAGGAGGCCCUAGGGGUGGCUGUCAUAGGCAUCGACGAAGGGCAGUUUUUCCCAGACAUCGUGGAGUUCAGCGAGACUAUGGCUAACGCGGGGAAGACCGUGAUCGUGGCCGCACUGGACGGGACCUUCCAGAGGAAGGCCUUUGGGACCAUCCUGAACCUGGUGCCCCUGGCGGAGAGCGUGGUGAAGCUGACGGCGGUGUGCAUGGAGUGCUUCCGGGAGGCGGCGUACACCAAGCGGCUAGGCUCGGAGAAAGAGGUAGCGCCCACCUGCCUGCCCGGGGGCGCGGGGUGGGGAGAGGCCGGCAGGCGCCGGGCUCCGCCUCAGUCCGCGCCCUCUGCGUCCCGCGGCCAGGUGGAGGUGAUCGGAGGAGCGGACAAAUACCACUCCGUGUGCCGCCUCUGCUACUUCAAGAAGGCCGCGGGUCUGCCCGCCGCGCCGGACGGCAAGGAGAACAAGGAGAACUGCCCGGUGCCGGUGCCCGCAAGGCCCGCGGAGGCGGCGGGAGCCCGGAAGCUCUUCGCGCCGCACCAGGUCCUGCAGUGCAGCCCGGCCAACUGAGGCUCGCGGGCCCGCGCCGCCCCCUGCCGGCCGCCCGCCCCGCCCCCUGCCGGC